AUGGACAAAUACGUGGUGGAGAAAGUCAUUGGCGAAGGCACGUACGGCAUUGUGUAUAAAGCCAAGGAAAAAGCCAGCGGUGACUACGUUGCAAUCAAGAAAUUCAAGUCGACUGGUGACGAGCAGAUGUCGAAGCGGGAGAUUCAAGCAUGCUCAAUGCUCAGCCACCCCAACAUUGUGUCGUAUCGUAACAGUUUCCGACACGAGGGCUUAUUGCACCUAGUAUUUGAUUAUGUGUGCGGAGGCAUGCUUCUGUCCAAAAACAAAAAAGGAGUAAAACCACAGGAAACCAGAAGAAUUAUUUUUCAGCUGUGCAAGGCUCUGGAAUACUGUCACUCCAACCGCAUCAUUCAUCGAGAUGUUAAGCCGGACAACAUUCUUAUCGAUGAAAACGGUGACAUCAAGCUGUGCGACUUUGGCGUCGCACGAACUGUGCAAUUUGAAGGUGACCCGCUAUCAGACUACGUGUCAACGCGUUGGUAUCGUCCUCCAGAGCAGGAGUUGCGUCUUGACCGCUAUUCAUUUGAUGCCGACGUUUGGAGCGUCGGCUGUGUUCUCAUGGAACUGCUAACGGGUCGACCACUCUUCCCGGGAAAUACCCAAAUCGAACAAAUUAACCUCAUUCAGAGAUACCUGGGCCCCCUCCCGGCCGCACUUCAUGCUAGAGUACCACGAGGUGUCACCUCUGUUCAAACAGCAUCCAAAUCUUAUCAGGAGUUGCUAGGCGAGCGACCUCUUCCUGAAGGAACGUUGGAUUUUCUCGUCAACACUUUGCAGCUUGAGCCAAAGCUUCGCUUGUCGGCUAAACAGUGCCUUGAGCACCCGUUCUUGAAGCCAUUUAGAGAUGCAGAACUUAGAGAUCGUGAAAAAAGACGCCGUUCAGGGCGAGCAUCUCGUCUGAGAGAUGACGAAGGUAUUGAGGAAGACAUACCAGGCGAGAAGCAGACAUCGCAUCAGAGAGAAUUUAAAACUGACCAAAAUGUUGCUGGUACUUCAAGUGUAGCCUCGGCAAAGUCAAAACAUUCCCGGUGUUUGAAUGGCCGAACCCCUAACACACACGAUAACAACACCGACUGGGACAGCGAUGACAUCCAGGAAAUCAUUGAGACAGAGGAGGUCGAUUCGUCGUCGCACUUUCGGAUUCGACGGCUCAUGGACAGCAUCAACAACGACUGCAAGUUUCAGGACAACGCUCCUGCAUCGAAAGGCGCCACUCGGCGCAGAUCACUUACCGCCUCGGCAAAGGCAGUCAUCGACCCUUUGGACGGUGAUAGUUGCUAUGACGACGACUUUGAAGAAUAUCACCACGGAUACGAGUAG
Messenger RNA from Phytophthora infestans T30-4, 1320 nucleotides. Its product is annotated as cyclin-dependent kinase, putative. Gene Ontology annotation, biological process: protein phosphorylation; intracellular signal transduction. Gene Ontology annotation, cellular component: nucleus; cytoplasm. The record is from RefSeq and is a predicted model, not a curated record. Gene Ontology annotation, molecular function: MAP kinase activity; ATP binding. Lineage: Eukaryota; Oomycota; Peronosporomycetes; Peronosporales; Peronosporaceae. The transcript is spliced from 9 exons. The coding region runs from base 1 to 1320 and encodes 439 amino acids.